Messenger RNA from Papilio machaon (common yellow swallowtail), 3875 nucleotides. RefSeq names its product lysine-specific demethylase 6A (gene Utx). NCBI's taxonomy places the organism in Eukaryota, Metazoa, Arthropoda, Insecta, Lepidoptera, Papilionidae. Gene Ontology annotation, biological process: regulation of gene expression. Gene Ontology annotation, cellular component: MLL3/4 complex. Gene Ontology annotation, molecular function: chromatin DNA binding; protein binding; histone H3K27me2/H3K27me3 demethylase activity. The record is from RefSeq and is a predicted model, not a curated record. The transcript has 12 exons. Bases 133 to 3384 code for a protein of 1083 amino acids.
UGAUGUGAUGCUGUUUUCGGUCGUUUCGUUUCGGUGGCAAAUAAUAAUUGUUAUUAUAAGUUUUAUCCUUGCGUACUAUGUCUAAGAAUUAAGUGCUAGUAAUAAACUUGUUGUGGCUAAAUAUUGUAUAUAAUGGAUGAAAAAGAAGAGUUGCAUCUAACCUCUCAAGAACUUCAAGUUUUGUCAGAACUUGACAGUCGACAAUUUGGAUUUCUGAAGCUGCGUGGUAGUGAGCAUGUCAGAACACGGGCAUUGGUUCUCAAGGCAGUCAAAUAUCUGGAAGGCAUGUUGGUACAAGUUAAGGAAGAGGAAAGAGCUUGUUCACCAGGUGCUAGAAGAGACAUCUGUAUAGAUCCGAAAACAUACUGUAAAUUGGGACAUUUCCACUUACUAUUAGAAGACUAUGCAAAAGCAAUGUCAGCAUAUCAAAAGUUUUACGCAUUGGAACCGGACAAUUGGAAGGAUCCAUUGUUUUUAUAUGGCCUAGGACUCUGCUACUACCACUACAAUGCCUUUGAAUGGGCAACGCGGGCGCUGCAGAUGGCGUUGUACGUGUCGCCGGGGUUCUCGCGCGCGGCGGACGCGCACCUGCGGCUGGCGCUCAUGUUCAAGGCGCGCAGACACUGGGCCGCGGCCGCCGCGCACUUCCGCCGCGCGCGCCUCGCCCCGCACCAGGACGCCACCUUCACUCGCCUCGAGCUCAGCUUCCACGCCGCCCACCUCCUUGAAGCUAGAGGAUUGCGCAAGGCCGCCAGAGAUGCCUACGAGCGUCUUCUCAAGGAACCACAACUCUCUUCGUCCCUGAAAGCAGACGUGUGCAGGCAGUUAGGUUGGCUGUACCAUCGAUGCGUGUCACUGGGCGAGGCGCCGGCACGCGCGCGGGCCGCCGUGUGGUGCCUGCAGCGUGCUGUGGCCGCCGAGCCCGACUCCGGCGCCGGCCUCUAUCUGCUAGGCCGGUGUUUCGCCGCGCAGGGCAAAGUGCAUGACGCCUUCAUUGCGUACAGGAACUCGGUCGAGAAGUCUGAAGGGAAUGCCGAUACUUGGUGCUCUAUAGGAGUUCUAUAUCAGCAGCAGAACCAGCCGAUGGAUGCGCUUCAGGCGUACAUCUGCGCGGUGCAGCUGGACAAAGGUCACUCGGCGGCGUGGACCAACCUCGGCAGCCUGUACGAGAGUUGCCAGAUGGCACGCGACGCGUUCGCCUGCUACAGUAACGGCGGGCCGGCCGCGGUGGCUGCGCACGCGCCGCUACGUCAGCGCCUCGCCUUCCUGCGCGCACACCUCGCGCACGCGCCCAUGCCCUCCGUCACCGGCAAGCGACGUCAGUUACCGUCUAUAGAGGAAGCUUGGAACUUGCCUAUAUCAGCGGAGAUGUCAUCUCGUGCGCCCAAGUCAGCGCCACCUCCAUAUCCUGGCAAGAGAGCGGAGGAAGCACCGCCUCUCAGCCACCAGCAGCUGCAGACGUUACAGUAUCUACAGAGGAAUUCACACAACCUCUCUCCACAGCAACAAGCGCUGAUGCAACAAUUACUAUCACAGUACCGACUGGCGCAGGCGGCGAGAGCGCGUGCGGUUACGAAGACUGAAAGUAGCGCCGGCAGCGGCGGCGAGAGCGCGGAGUCUCUCGCUGAAGAUCUGCUCAAGAAGUUCUCAGACUCACAGACUGAUAUCAAGAAAGAACCUGCCACAACAGAGAACGGUGCUGUGGGCGGGGGCGGCGCGAACGAGGCGGUGCUCGGCGGCCGUCAGCCCGUCGUCAAGCUGGAGCCGCUCAAGACGGACCCCCUCAAGCCUCUCUCCUUCCACAUCGGCAUGAGCUCCAAGCAGAUCCUCGACGCUUGCAAAGAGAAUGCGGGCCCGGCGACGUCGUGGUCGGUGUUGGGAGACGGGUGCGGCGCUCCCGAGCCGCCCGCCGUUCCCGCGCCGCGCCUCUCCGCCGAGCAGCUCGCGCCGCCCGCGCCCUUCGUCUACGUCGAGUCGAAGCGCGACGCCUUCUCGCCUCAGCUGCAGGACUUCUGUCUCAAGCACCCCAUCGCAGUCGUGCGCGGCCUCACCGCCGCCCUCAAGCUCGACCUCGGCCUCUUCUCCACCAAGACCCUCGUGGAGGCGUGGCCCGACCACGCGGUGGAGGUGCGCACCCAGCUCAUGCAGUCCGCCGACGAGAACUGGGACCCGACGGGGCGGCGCCGCGUGUGGGCGUGCGCCAGCCACCGCUCGCACACCACCGUGCGCAAGUACGCCCAGUACCAGGCCGGCUCCUUCCAGGACUCGUUGCGCGAGGAGCGCGAGCGCGGCGCAGUCCCGCAGCACUCCGCCGGCGCGCUCUCAGACUCCGACGGCCGCGAGUCCGGCGGACCCGUCAAGCGCCGCAAGAGCGCCAGGAUGCUGCGCUUCGGCACCAACGUGGACCUCUCGGACGAGCGCAAGUGGCGUCCCCAACUCACGGAGCUGCAGAAGCUGCCCGCGUUCGCGCGCGUCGCCUCGGCGGCCAACAUGCUCUCGCACGUCGGCCACGUCAUCCUCGGCAUGAACACCGUCCAGUUGUACAUGAAAGUGCCCGGAAGCCGGACGCCCGGCCACCAGGAGAACAACAAUUUUUGCUCAAUAAACAUAAACAUCGGUCCGGGAGAUUGCGAGUGGUUCGGCGUACCGGACGCGUACUGGGGCGGAGUGCGCGAGCUGUGCGACCGGCACGGGCUCUCGUACCUGCACGGCUCGUGGUGGCCCGACCCGGAGGAGCUGCGCGCGCACGGCGUGCCCGUGUACAGAUUCACGCAGCGGCCCGGCGACCUCGUGUGGGUGAACGCGGGCUGCGUGCACUGGGUGCAGGCCACCGGCUGGUGCAACAACAUCGCCUGGAACGUGGGCCCGCUCACCGCCAGGCAGUACACGCUCGCCCUCGAGCGCUACGAGUGGAACAAGGUGCAGAACUUCAAGUCUAUCGUGCCCAUGGUGCACCUCACCUGGAACCUGGCGCGCAACAUCCGCGUGUCGGACCCGCGGCUGCACCGCGCCAUGCGCACGUGUCUCAUGCAGACGCUGCGCGCCGCCGCGGGCACGCUGAACGCGGUGCGCGCGCGCGGCGUGCCCAUUAGGUUCCACGGGCGCGCGCGCGGCGAGGCGUCGCACUACUGCGGCUCGUGCGAGCGCGAGGUGUGGCACGCGCUGCUGGUGCGCGAGCACGAGCGCCGGCACGUGGUGCACUGCCUGGCGUGCGCGCGCCGCGCCUCGCCCACGCUGGCCGGCUUCCUGUGUCUCGAGGAGCACCACACGGAGGAGCUGGCGCAGGUGUACGACGCGUUCACGCUGCACCGCGCCGCGCCCGCAGCAGCCGCAGCCGCAGCCGCGGUGGUGCAGACGCCGGCGCUGGUGGCCACGCCGGACUGAUGGCCGGCCGCCUCCCGCCACGACUGGAUCGCUUCCACACUCCCGGAUCUAACGAGUGAAACUUAAUGUAGGGAGCCGAUUUUGAAACGCAGAUCUCGUAUUUAUUCCGCGUUUCCGAUGUAUUUAUAUAUGUAUAAUGUAGAUUUUGCACGAAUGAAUCAGAUAAACCGCUGGAGUACGAAGGUAUCCGGCGCGAAGUUAGUAACUGUUCCUGGACGUGUCUGAUAUCAGCGCGAGUCGUGUCAGUCAAUUAUUAACGUUUUUGCAACAUUUUCUUAUAAAAAUUUUGCACUAUGACCGUAAUAUUUAUAAGUUAGAAAUAACCCAUAUUCACAAAUCUGGUGAUAAUUCUGACUUCAGUUGUAUCAAUGCAAGUAGCGAUGCUGUUCGGGCGACGUCGAUGUACCUGUUUUUACUUUGUGUGAGCGUGUAAUGUAUUUUUAAAGAGUAUGGUUUUAUUUCAACUAUAAUAAUAUUUAGCUGUUUGUUGU